AUGUGGUAUUAUACAGUAACUAUCUUCCUGGUUGUGUUAACCCCUGGUGUCUUGGGUGACGCUCAAGUUCCGAAUUUCGACUGUGAUUUUGAAAGUGAUCAAUGUGGAUGGACCUUUGAUUUAUCGAAUAAACUAGUCUGGACCAGGAACUCUGGACCUACUCCGACUCCAAGGACUGGACCGUCCGGAGAUCAUACAUCAGGCUCAGGAUUUUACCUGUACAUCGAAGGUGCUGAUGCCAGUACUGGGGACAAGGCGACCAUCAUAUCGCCGACCAUCCCCGCCCUCCCCGCUGGGGGAGCAUGUGUCUCAUUCUGGUAUCAUAUGCUGGGGACAACCAUGGGUACAUUGACGGUGUAUAGCCCUCAAAACCAAGAGAAGUGGAAGAAAGCGGGCGACCAGGGGAAUCUGUGGAAGCAAGCAAACGUUUGGUUGCAGUCCGCUUCAAGCUCGUCACAGAUGUAUAUUACUGGCGAGCUCGGCGGAUCGCAUUACUCAGAUAUGGCCAUAGAUGAUCUGUCAAUUAAAACAGGAAUCGUGUGUCCAGAUGAUUUGCCAGAUGCCCACAGUUGUGAUUUUGAUCAAGAUUUUUGCUCCUGGUCUUCUACUCCUAACCCUAAGAUCAAAUGGAUAAGACAUUCUGGUCCAACCCAAUCCACAUCAACCGGUCCUUCAAAUGACCAUACAAAAGGAGAUAAGACAGGUGGGCUAAAAAAGAGGAGAGAACGUUAA
This is a messenger RNA of Lytechinus variegatus (green sea urchin), 732 nucleotides long. Its product is annotated as MAM domain-containing protein 2-like. Bases 1 to 732 code for a protein of 243 amino acids. Gene Ontology annotation, cellular component: membrane. Lineage: Eukaryota; Metazoa; Echinodermata; Echinoidea; Temnopleuroida; Toxopneustidae. The transcript has 4 exons. The record is from RefSeq and is a predicted model, not a curated record.